UGUCUCCAUAAAUAAUUCUUCGGCGUUUAGCAAAUUUGUCCCAAUCAGCGUUUGCAAUUUUUCUGAAGCGCCAUCAUUUAUUAUGCACUUUUGAAGAGUCGUGAAUCUUUUACUUGCAUGUUGUUUGUAUGGGGAGCGAAGUCUCUUGAAGUGAAAGUGGUGAGUGUGUGAAAGUUAACUCUCUAGCAUGGACGUCUUUGUUGCUUCAGUCGGCCCCUAGUGUUCAUCGGUGCCUGUGAUGUGUUCAAGUGAUUUGUGUUUUGUUUUGUAACCGAACAAAACCGAUUAACCAAACAAUACUCGAAAAAUGCAUUAAGUUCAAACACUUGCAAGAAAAGGAAAGAACUGUGAUAUUAGAUUAUUAGAAGCGUAGGAUGAUAAUUUAGGAUAAGGGACAGGGCGUUUGACAGAGCGAGGGUUGAAAUUAAAUGGAACAGAGUCAGAAUGAACAAAAUACAUUCGCGCAUUUUGGCACUGGUUUUGAGCAUAUUUCUGAUACACGCAGCUGACCCGCCAGUCCAGAGACCGUCAGGGGCCUUCAUACAGUACCUCCCCAAGAGCAACCAAACCGACGACUUUCAGGAAACCAUCGAGCAAAACACGGAAAAACUCAAACUCUUUCACGAUUAUUUGAUUAGCAUCAAAAAUGAGUCACCCGAAAAUUCCGGUGAUAAAGACACUUCGAAUCAUCACGCCAUAAACCGAUUUCUCCAAAGAGAAAGAAAAACGGACUACGAGAAGUUGCUCGAGAAGGAUUUCAUAAGACCCUUAUUAAAGCUUUACGAGCAGCACAUCCAUCAAGAGCCCGAUUACACAAUAGGAAAUUCCUCCACGUUAUCUCGAAUUUCCAAAGAAGAUCACGUCGAGGAUUUCAAAGUGUUGUCGAAAACCGACUUGGACGUGCUGAUCCAUGGGGGUGAAACCUACCAGCAGAACCACAACCAAGAUACCGAUCAACAUAUCGCCCGAAGGGAUGAUACAGUUGAUGGGAGUCACGAUGAACACAUUGGGGAGAUUUUGCCCCCUGGGUACCAGCCCCCCAAGAUGCAUCGACUCAGCCCCGUGAGGCGAUUCUACUACCAACCCUCGGCCAGAAGUCGGAAGUCGUACGAUGAGGGUUUUAAGACGUUCCGCAAGCCGGUGAUUUUUCCGGGGGAGCGCUUCCGACCGGAGUAUGAACCUAGCGGGUUCUCAUCGGAAGGAUUCGAGUCUGAGUAUAGACCGGAAUAUGAUAUUAACACCGAGGAAAGUCGGAACAUGUUCACGAGACCUACGAGGUUGGGUUUACCACCUAACGAAGUACCUGGCUUCCGAUUACCGAGACGUUUGCGGGGCUUCCCGGAGAAUUUUCCUCCAACGGCUAGAGAACCGUACUGGCAGACCCCUUGGGCUAGUUCUAGACGACCACGAGUGAUCUUUCCUUCGGAUUUAGUCGCGUUUAGAGAGCCAAACGGUAAUCAGGAAGAACCUGACUGGUUAGCUGGAGAUAACAACUUGCAAGACAUCCAGGAACAGGAUACUCGAGAUAGAGGGACACAGUUGGGGUGCGCUUCCGGUGUGACGUGCGAGUUUUUCCUAACUUGUUGGCUGUCGGGGGGCCUGCUGGAGUCCCCCUGCGACGGCCUGUUGCGGGGCUGCUGCCAGAGGGGGGCCUCUAAGGCCGGUCAAAGCGCAAACCUGGCGAUCGGUACCCUCGAGGCACCCCGGGAAUCGCCCAAGGCAGGCCUGGUCGACUCCGAUUAUCGAUGCGGGAUUUCGACGAAUCGGCAGCAGGCUCAGCGGAGGAUUGUCGGAGGCGAGGAAGCAGGAUUUGGGACUUUUCCUUGGCAGGCUUACAUCCGAAUCGGAUCCUCCAGAUGCGGAGGUUCUCUAGUCAGCAGGCGCCACGUCGUUACAGCAGGUCAUUGUGUAGCACGAGCCACCCCCAGACAGGUGCAUGUCACCCUUGGAGAUUAUGUUAUUAACUCAGCAGUCGAGCCGCUACCAGCUUACACAUUUGGGGUUUCUCAGAUACAGGUGCAUCCCUUUUUCAAGUUCACCCCCCAGGCCGACCGCUUCGACGUGGCCGUCCUUCGCCUGGACCGCACCGCUCACCAGCUGCCCCACAUCACCCCCAUCUGCCUUCCCCCGCGCGGGGAGAGCUUCCUGGGGGAGGUGGGCGUCGCGGCGGGCUGGGGCGCCCUGAGCCCCGGCUCCAGACUGAGACCGCAGACGCUGCAAGCCGUGCAAGUGCCAGUGAUAGACAAUCGCGUGUGCGAGCGGUGGCACAGGUCGAAGGGCAUCGGGGUGACGAUCUACGACGAGAUGAUGUGCGCGGGGUACAAGAACGGCGGCAGGGACAGCUGCCAAGGCGACUCCGGGGGCCCCCUCAUGCUCCAGAAGCAGGGGCGGUGGUUCCUCAUCGGGAUCGUCUCGGCGGGGUACAGCUGCGCCCAGCCGGGCCAGCCCGGGAUCUACCACCGGGUGGCGCAUACCGUUGACUGGAUCACAAGGGCCAUCGGUGUUUAUAUCCACAACCUAAGGGCGGCAAUCCACAACCCCCAAGAGCAGAAAGACCAAGUAAAUAUGUCAUUGGAGGAGGAGCGCAACCAAGGGCUGGAGCAGCUGGGAGAGCUGGAAGACCGCAGCCUAAAGCAGGAGCAGCAGGAAGGCCACAGGCUGGUGCAACAGACAUUGGCAUCGGAAGGAUUGUCAUUGGAGGAGGAGCACAUCCGACAGCUGGAGGAAGAGGAAGUGCACAAGUUGGUGGCAGAGCUGGAAGACCGCAGCUCAAUGCAGGAGGAGCCGGAACUGGUGCAACAGGCAUUGGCAUCGGAAGGAUUGUCAUUGGAGGAGGAGCACAGCCGACAGCUGGAGGAAGAGGAAGUGCACAAGUUGGUGGCAGAGCUGGAAGACCGCAGCUUAAUGCAGGAGGAGCCGGAAAUGCGCACCAUCCUCUUGUUGUUGCUCUUCAGCGUUGACGUUUUCGGCUUUUUUUGGAAAUUUUCGAGAAGCAGUCGACACACUAGAGAUGACAGCUUCGAAAACACCGCCGGUAUUACCAGUAGAAUGUUUGUAACGCUAUUGGGAUAUCCUCCGAAAUGUGAACAAAGAGGCAUUUCGCAUUCUUGCACUUUAUCCUUCGCUUGCUGGCUCGUGGGAGGCUCGAGCCAGCCAGGCUGUGGGGCCAAUCCCUGGAUUGUCGCCUGCUGUGUCACCUCCAAAAAAGCACUAAACCGAAACAAUGACGUUCAGCAACUCCAGGUGAGAGAGGACAGUCUAGCUCUGCCCGUCCUGCAAAAGCGCAUUGAUGAUUUGGAAGAAUGCGGCUUAUCUGCUGACAGAAUACUAAUGAAACGUAUAAUUGGAGGCGACGAAGCGAAAUUUGCACAAUUUCCAUGGCAAGCGUUCAUUAAAAUAUCCUCGUAUCAAUGCGGUGGCGUCCUAGUUUCGCGAAAAUUUGUGGCAACGGCUGCUCACUGCAUCAUCACAGCCCGGCUUAAAGACACUUUGGUUUAUUUAGGAGAGCUAGAUACACAGGACACUGGCAAAGUAAAGGAAUUAGAACCGGCUGAAUUACACAGGGUUCGCCGCCGAAUAAUCCACCCCAAUUUCCAAUUUCGCACGACUCAGCCUGACCGAUACGACCUCGCCCUGCUGGAACUAAUCACCGAAGCGGGCUAUUCGUACCACAUCUCCCCCAUCUGCCUCCCUCCCAGCGACAUGGUCCUGACCGGGCGCACCGCCGUGGUGGCCGGCUGGGGCAAGAUCCAGCCCUCCAACGAGCUCAUGGGCACGAACGUCCUUCGCAGCGCCACCGUCCCCAUCCUGGACAUCCGCGAGUGCUUGGCCUGGCACGAGAUCAAGCAGAUUUCCGUCGAGCUGCACGAGGAGAUGCUGUGCGCCGGUCACGAAUCCGGAAAACACGACGCCUGUCUGGGCGACUCCGGGGGGCCGCUGAUCGUGCUGGAAAACGGGAGGUGGACGCUGGUGGGGAUCACCAGCGCCGGCUUCGGCUGUGGAGAGCCCCACCAGCCCGGAAUUUAUCAUAAAAUCCCGGUGACAGCCGACUGGAUUCGAUCUGUUAUUAGGCUGUUAUAUUGUGUCCGCAACUCUUCGGGAUUAGGAUCGAAACAAAAAGAACACGCUCUACUUCACGGAACGAAAAUGCGACUUAAUUAUUGUCUGAGAUUGUUGUCGGUGAUGUGCUUUUUGCCAACGGCGUUCAUAGAGUGUUCCGAAAACGACAUUAAAGAAACUUUCCCGCCGAAGCCGGACAAAAAAACUUUAAUCUAUCCGCCGCCGAAGACGCGCUUCUUCGACGAAAUUGGUUUGAUACCCCAGUCAUGUCGCUUCCGUGGAGUAAAAUACGAGUGCGGUCUGUCCAUUAGCUGCGUGUUGGGAGGAGGUCGUCCCCUGGAUUUGUGUUCCGGAGGGAUGAUCUGGGCAUGUUGCGUGGACCGCGACGUCCAAACACCUACUCACCAUCCUGACGUAGGUGUCCUCAAUAAUGCUAACACUUAUCAUCUAGUGGGAUAUUACCCUCCGGACCCGGACCACCCGGAUUCCAACAGCGUGGAUAGACCGCCUUACAGGCCCUACUACCACGACCCGGGGGACGAUAGGCCGCCACCUUUCGAAGACGGCUACCAGACCGAGCCCCACGUCCAACCGCCUAAUGCGAGGGGUUGUGGCGAGUUGUACACCAGGAGCAACAGGAUUGUGGGCGGACAUUCCACAGGAUUCGGCUCGCAUCCUUGGCAGGUGGCCCUAAUCAAAACAGGGUUCCUCACAAAGAAGCUGGCCUGCGGGGGAGCCUUGCUCAACGAGCGAUGGAUUAUUACAGCUGCACACUGCGUUGCAACGACGGCCAACGGGAAUAUCCGAGUCCGGCUGGGCGAGUGGGAUGUGCGGGAUCAGGACGAGAAAUUAGCACAUGAGGAGUAUUCGGUCGAGCGGAAGGAGGUGCAUCCUGCCUACUCGCCGUCGGAUUUCAAGAACGAUCUAGCUCUGGUAAAAUUAGACAGGAACGUGCGGUUCAAGCAACAUAUUAUCCCUGUCUGUCUGCCUGCACCAACGCUGAAGUUGCCGGGGAAGGUGGCAACAGUGGCCGGCUGGGGUCGGACGCGCCACGGCCAAGCGACUGUCCCUUCGGUCCUGCAGGAAGUUGACGUUGAAGUGAUUACCAAUGAUCGAUGCCAAAGAUGGUUCAGGGCUGCUGGUCGGAGAGAGACCAUCCACGACGUGUUCUUGUGUGCGGGUUACAAGGAGGGCGGAAGAGAUUCAUGCCAAGGCGACUCUGGAGGGCCCUUGACAAUGACUGUAGACGGUAGGAGGACUCUUAUCGGUCUUGUGUCCUGGGGGAUAGGAUGCGGUAGAGAACAUUUGCCGGGGGUUUACACCAACAUCCAGAAAUUCGUGCCUUGGAUAGACAAAGUCAUGAAUUGUACCUGCACCAGCACUAGUGCUGCGCUACCGGGGAGUUCAUCGACCCCCAUGGUCUUCAGGAUGGCAGAACUCUUCUUUAACCAGUCCCAACUCAACGUCGGACAGGUGAUGAACGUCAUGGGGAUGAGUUUAUUGAACUGUUUGUAUCCUCUAGUCUUAAAUAAGAUGCUGCCAACAAUUUUAGUUACUUUUGCCACUGUCCUGUUGGAGUUGUGUACGACUUCCCCUGUAUAUAACAUGCAACCGGCGUUCAUCACUGCCAAUAUAGGUACUGUAGGAAGAAAUAUUCGAAAUCUACCCUGCAUUUCGAGAAAAACCAACCAAAGUGGUGUUUGCAUGUUUGCUAUAGACUGUCUAAAAGCAAACGGGACACAUUUAGGAACUUGUAUAGAUCGGUUCUAUUUCGGCUCGUGUUGUCACAUAGAACCAGUUAAUGAUAUCAUAGAUAACACGAUAGAUGAUAUAAUCCCAGCACGAGAACCACCACAAAGACUUUCGAGUACUAUCAAACCCAUACCUACAACAACCAAAACUGAAAAACCACCACCAACCAAAACAACAACCACGACACCUGCGACCACAACAACGAGAAAAGUUUUUAUUACAAACAUCACCACUACAACAACAACAAUAAAACCAACAACAACAACGGAAAAAUCGGUACCUUUAAAACAAGGUGAAAGUACUACAGUUGGUUAUAAACUAACCACGUUCCAAUCAGUUGACAUAAACAUUCCUGUUGAAACAACAAGUCCUAAAACGACCCCCAAAUCUAAACCAACCAAAGUAACCCCAAAACCGACAAAAACUACCCCUAAACCUGUUCGAACUACAAUUAGUACGAAAAAGCCAACUAGCAAACCGGUACUAAACACGACAAAAAAACCGGUGCUAACCACAGUUACAACGCGGCAGACUAGUACAACGGUAACAACAACGACACGUAGACCUAGUACAACAGCUGUACGGAGACCAAGUACAACAACAACAAGGAAACCUCCGACACUUUCAACUCGUAGGCCUUCCACAACUACUACUCGUAAACCCACAACAACAACAAAACCAACCAAACCUAGUACUACUACAACUAAACGACCUGUUGAUACUAAACCAACAACAAGACCCGUGAAAAUUACUAGCACAACCACGACGAGAAAACCUAGUACUACAACAGUGACGAAAAAACCUAGUACUACAACCACGACGAAAAAACCUAGCACUGCAACAACCACAACUCCCAAACCCACGACUUUAGUAACAAGAAACGUGACUCAAGCCUCUGAAAGCAACGAAAUCGAAACCGAGUCUUCCUCAAGCGUGAAACCACCAAGUACCACCGCCGGUUCAAUAGUCACUUGGACCAUCGGUAACACCGAGAAAAAUGUUUCGGCACCGACGACUUCCAGUCCCGGUAACAGUACAAGUGAAGAAUGGCUCCCUUUGACGACGCCCGACCAGUGGGUGCCACUGCCCAGCGUCCAGGCCAGCACCCAGACAGCGUCUCCUUCCACGACCGCUAAACCAUCGACGACUGAAAGUGCAAGUAAACCGUCCAUCACGUAUAUACCAUUGGAAUCUACAACCUCUUCAGUGACCUUGAAUGCGUCGACUGUGGUCACUGAAGGAGUUGUUACAUCGCAAGCGACACCUGCCAGCUUUACUCCUCCUUCGACGACGGUGGGGUCCGACACGGAAAUUCGACCGGUCAACAUGAGCGACUUCACGGAUGUUUGCGGGCGAAGGAUGUAUCCUGAAGGGAGGAUAGUUGGAGGAGAAAAAUCGUCUUUCGGAAAAUGGCCAUGGCAGAUCUCCUUGAGGCAAUGGAGGACUUCCACAUACCUCCACAAGUGUGGGGCUGCCCUCCUCAACGAGAACUGGGCUAUAACCGCUGCUCACUGCGUCGAUAACGUCCCACCUAGUGACCUACUUCUGCGACUGGGCGAACACGACCUAUCUACAGAAUCGGAGCCCUACUUGCACCAGGAACGGCGCGUGCAGAUUGUUGCAUCGCACCCCCAGUUUGACCCCAGGACCUUCGAAUAUGACCUAGCCCUUUUGCGGUUCUACGAGCCUGUCACUUUCCAGCCGAAUAUCUUGCCAGUCUGUGUCCCUCAAUCAGACGAGAACUUUGUGGGCAGGACAGCCUACGUCACAGGAUGGGGGCGUUUAUACGAGGACGGUCCCUUGCCGAGCGUUCUCCAGGAAGUGUCCGUCCCUGUAAUCAACAAUUCAGUGUGUGAAUCAAUGUACCGCUCCGCCGGCUACAUCGAGCACAUCCCCCACAUUUUUAUCUGCGCGGGAUGGAGAAGGGGUGGUUUCGAUUCGUGCGAAGGCGACUCGGGAGGACCCAUGGUGAUUCAGCGCGAGGACAAGAGAUUCCUCCUUGCAGGAAUCAUCUCCUGGGGAAUUGGAUGUGCCGAGCCGAACCAGCCCGGAGUCUAUACCAGAAUCAGCGAAUUCAGAGACUGGAUCAACCAAAUUUUACAGUUUUAAUGUGAUCUGAGAGUAGCUAAGCCGAAGACAACGAAAGUGGAGAGAAAAGUGCGGGUUAAUGCAAAUUGGUUGAUAUUGAUUUUCUUGCACUGCUAUAAAUAAAUUCUGCAUGCAACAGUUACAGCGUAGAAAGUUUCAGAAUUUUACACACUUUACUAAUGCAAUAUUUUGUGAUGUGGAGACUUUUACAAAAGAUAAAAGCGUAGGUUUAGGACAAAGCGAUUGUAAAAAAUAAAAAAUAUCCAGUAAUAUUACUAUUAUGAAAUAACUUAUUCAAACAUUGAUAAAAAGAGUUAAGAAUGUAUGGACAUACAAGUUAACUUUUUUGGUCGAUCACACCUGUAAUUAUAGAAAGUACGGACGAUAUUGUUAUUUUUAUAUUAAUGUAAAUAGAGGUGCGUGAUUUUAAUUUUGUACUGUAAAUGAAUAAAAUAUUUAUUUAUUUA
This is a messenger RNA of Tribolium castaneum (red flour beetle), 8366 nucleotides long. RefSeq lists its product as uncharacterized. Gene Ontology annotation, molecular function: serine-type endopeptidase activity. The record is from RefSeq and is a predicted model, not a curated record. Gene Ontology annotation, biological process: proteolysis. The coding region runs from base 445 to 7920 and encodes 2491 amino acids. NCBI's taxonomy places the organism in Eukaryota, Metazoa, Arthropoda, Insecta, Coleoptera, Tenebrionidae. The transcript has 31 exons.